GCGCAGCAGUGCGUUCAUUUGAAAUUACUGUUAGUACGCGACGUGCUUCAUCGUGUGCGUGUUAUUUCUCUUUUCUCUCUUCUCUUAUCUUUUCGUUUUGUUUCGUAUCGCAAAUGCAGCAACUAUAAUUCCUACGUGUUCCACCGGGAAAUCAUCGAAAAAACGACCAAGUUUUUCGGACGACAUGUACUCAAUAGUAACCGCAUAUAAGCGCCAAAAAUGUAUACGUGGCUUUUGUAAUGUAAGGUAUCUAACGUAAGAGAAGUUCAUAAAUCUUGGAUGACAAGCAAGUUUCUACGCACGCGUAUCGAAUGAAGAUAUAAAAUCUUUCAAUUAUCUUAUCGUAAACCAGUACGAACAUACGAACACAAUUAUGAAUCGUUGGGAAGGAAAAGUCGCGGUCGUGACUGGUUCUGCAUCCGGAAUCGGCAAAGCAAUUACGUGUGCUCUGCUUGAAAGGAAGAUAAUCGUGGUUGGUUUGGAUAUUCAAAACGAGGAAGACACAAAAACGGCUGACAAUACAAACAAUAAGAGGAAUGGAUAUUAUCCUCUUCGUUGCGAUGUUACCCGCGAGGACGAAGUAGACGAUGCAUUUUUAUUUGUCGAGGAAAAAUUACAUGGUGUAGAUAUUAUGGUGAAUAAUGCCGGUGUUAUAGAUUAUCGUCGCAUUAUUGAAAGCGACAGGAAGACAUUUGAAAAGCUGUUAAAUAUUAAUGUACUCGCAGUGGCUGUGUGCAUAAACCGAGCUGUACGUUCAAUGCGAAAGAAAAACGUCGAAGGGCAUGUUUUCAAUAUCAACAGUAUGGUGGGACACGCGAUACCGGCUGGACAUCCUUGCGAUGAAGAAGGUUCUAACGGGUGGAAUUUGUAUCCUGCAACUAAACAUGCAUCGGUUGCAAUUACGGAGACAGUGAGACAUGAAUUACGUGCUGUCGAAGCACCCAUUCGAAUAACAAGUAUCUGUCCAGGUAUCGUAAAGACCGAAAUUGCCUCAAAUAAUGCAGGUGUUGUAAAAGCAGUAUAUUCAAAUCCAACACUUUUACCUGAGGACAUUGCCGAUGCUCUAAUUUAUGCACUUGGAACACGACCCGAGGUUCAGAUUGCAGAAAUGGUUAUACAAAUCAGAGGAGAAAAAUGGUAUUAAUGUCUUAAACGAUUAUCACAUAUAAUUUGUUUCAAUUGAUUCGUCAAAAUAAUAUUAAUUAUAUGUAUUAAUGAAAUAUAUAUUAACAAUAA
Polistes dominula (European paper wasp) is the source of this 1236-nucleotide messenger RNA. RefSeq names its product farnesol dehydrogenase. Lineage: Eukaryota; Metazoa; Arthropoda; Insecta; Hymenoptera; Vespidae. The record is from RefSeq and is a predicted model, not a curated record.